AUGUCUAGCCAAAAAACUCCAACUGGCUCCGAGCUGAAUGAAGUUGAGCAAAAGAAGGUAACGAAGAAAAUGAUUAGUAAUUUUAUUCUUGCUCCAUAUGAGAAAAAUUUACUGUCGUCAGGAACACCAACUCCAAAAGCUGGUGAAAAUGGAUUUGAGCUCAAUGAGUCCGGAACCAGAUUCUCAUUCUCCAAGGAGGCCAGCACACAGAAUCCAUUUCCAGACGGUCUCCCACAUGCAGACAUCAAUGGGGCUAUCAGGUCUUUUGAUCUAGAAGAAAACGACGCGAUUGAGUUGAAGGACGCACCAAAGACUGCCAGCUGGAGAGCAAAAGAUGGGGAUUAA
This is a messenger RNA of Caenorhabditis briggsae, 345 nucleotides long. The transcript has 4 exons. Bases 1 to 345 code for a protein of 114 amino acids. NCBI's taxonomy places the organism in Eukaryota, Metazoa, Nematoda, Chromadorea, Rhabditida, Rhabditidae. The record is from RefSeq and is a predicted model, not a curated record.